UAUAGCCUUGUUGUUCGUAAACGAUCAAAAGUGUUGAAAUAAAGGCAUGGAGUGGUUGUGGUGGUUUUUAAAUAUUUUUCUUAUCCAAAAUAUUGCAUCAAUUGAUUUUAGAGGUGGCGUAAUAACAUGGAAAUAUAUAGUAACCGAAAAUGAGAUGGCCGUAACAUACAAUCUUUCUUACCGUCCUAUAGAUAGCAAUAAUAUAUGCUCUCCUUAUGAACUGGGGAAUGGAACUUGGUGUGGAGAAGAAGACCCGUUGGGGUGUUGCAAUGACUGCAAUAUGACAUUCCGGUCGUACUAUUGUACUUCUUAUAAUAAUGAUAAUACAAUUGGAGAGAUGACACGUUAUAUCCCGUCUUACGAAACGUAUGACAACAAACUGAUAUUUGGGUAUGAAGCAUGUUGCUGGAAAGACCUGGUCGAAGGCGGUGAUUUAAAAACUAUAUCCAUGGUGACUAAAGUAGAUUUAACUAUUCGAACUGACACAGGAAUGGUCAACACGUCGCCAAUAUCUGCUAUACAGCCGGUUGUUAGAGUGAAACAAGGGUGUUCAUUCUCAAUUCAUAUUCAAGUUAAGGACGACGAUGGGGACAUAGUCAAAUGUCGAUGGGCGAAUAAUAAAACAGCAGAUGAAUGUGGAGGGAUUUGCAAUGGAUUAAGCGGUUCUAUUAUGAAUGUGGAAACAUGUAUCCUCUCCUAUAAUGCAACUGGUAGCACAGGUUGGUAUGCCGUUGCUCUUCAAAUUGAAGAUUUUGUCAGUCAAUCAGACAUAGAUCCACUCAGUAGCGUAUCAUUACAGUUCCUUAUCUUUGUUUAUUCAUCUACUGAAACCUGUGACAACAGACCAUCAAUAGAUACAUCUACAGACAAGAGUGGAGCUCUUAUUUUGAUUUUGUCGAAUACAACAUAUCACAAGACCAUCAUAGCAAGCACACAUUCCAUCAAUUCCAAGAUAUCAGAAAUAAACACUGUGUCACCAAUUGGGAUGACCAAGUCUGCGCUGUUGAAAUAUGGUUUAGUCGAAAGUCAAUGGUAUAUUAAUGUAACAUGGACCCCAAAAGAAACACACAUCGGAAGUCACCAAUUCUGUUACGCGGCUUUUGAUACCAACAGACAGGUAUCUGAUCAGAUAUGUAUUACAUUAAAGGUGAUAAAUAACCCAGCACACUUUUGCCCUGUAAAUCUGGAUUCAUUUAAAACAAUUUGGAACUUAGCUCAAAUUGAUACAAAUGUAUCGGUUUCAUGUAGUGGUUUCUAUACUGGUAUUGUUUCAAGAUACUGCGACAGGAGAGGACAAUGGGAAGAACCAGAUUACAGUCAGUGUACAAAAAUAGCUAUUCAAAGCCUAAAGGAACAGUCAAGUAAUUUAAUUGAAGAAAACAAUACGGCUACCGAGGUCAGCAAAAUACUGGAAGAUUUGAACAUUAUCACGUGGAAUAAUAUUACGAGUGGAGAUUUAGUAACAUCUUCCAAUAUACUGAAGGACAUUGCUGAUUUUGUUGCAGAAAACACAGAUGCACUGACAAAAAACCAAAUAGAGAUAUUUGGCUCACUUUGCAACAAUCUCCUCGGUGACAACAAUGACCAAAAUUGGGAACAGCUCAGAAAAAAGGAUUCAAGUAGCAUUACUGGCAUAGUUAAAGCUGUAACAGAUUAUAGCAAGAGUUUUACCAAUGUUUUGCAUAGUGAAGCUAGCAUCAUAAUACAAAAGGAAAACAUAUUUAUACAGUUAGGAAAGGUUCACUCAAAAGACAUAGUUGUUCCUGACAGAACGAAGACAUCGGAAUCAUGGGUUUUGAAUUCAAUCAAUGAAAUUAGCCUGAGCCUGAAAUGUUUCUAUGGUUUACCAAUCACCGGAUACAGCAGUACCUUUUACAGAAAUAUUUCUAAACUAUUUCCGGAGUCGCUUAGCUUAAACAAUAGCAAUAUAUCCGAUGUUAAUUCUAUCAUUGCUGACUUUUCAAUUGAACCAACACCAGCUAGAAUAUACUAUCCAGUAGUUAUUAAAUUUCAAUAUCUUUCGGAGGACUAUUCUAAUCCAAUAUGUGUAUUCCUGAAUUUCAAUAUGCCAGGUCAUCCGAAUGGAGCAUGGUCUACGGUCGGUUCAAGAGUUGUUGAAUCUACAGAUACUUAUACAAUUUGUGAAUUUACCCACACAACUAACUUUGCGAUUCUAAUGAGUCCAGGAAAAACGCCACAUGCUCACACCUUUACCCUAAGUCUGAUAUCAACGUUUGGUUGCAUUAUUUCCGUUCUAUUCCUGAUCAUAACAGUCAUUGUCUAUUUUGUACUUUGGCGACAUGUGAGAAGCGAUCGAGCAAAAAUUCUAAUUAAUUUGUGUUUGGCGUUAAUAACAUCAUACAUCCUGUUCUUGGUUGGUAUUAACAGAACUGGAAAUAAGGUUGUCUGUACUGCCAUUGCAGUCGCACUACAUUACAUGUUCCUUGUAGACUUUGCCUUGAUGUUAGGAGAAGGCAUUCAAGUGGCUAUUAUGGUUGUUAUUAUUUUCCGAAGAGAGUCAAUACUUCAAUGGAUGCUUCCAUUAUGUUACGUUAUACCAGCUGCAAUUGUGAGCAUUUCUGCAGGAGUUACAAAGUUACAAGGUUAUGGUAACCGUCAGUUUUGCUGGCUGACCGUCGAAUCAAAAUUAAUAUGGGCGUUUGUAGCACCAGCACUCUUUGUAGUCAUGAUGAACAUGGUUAUCCUGGUAAUAAUGAUAUAUAAACUGCUGACAAUUAGAGGACUUUCAGCAAAAACACUCCAACAAAAAGCAAAGGCAGGAAUCAAAAGUAUUUGUGUAAUUUUCCCACUGUUCGGAAUAACAUGGGUACUUGGUGCCUUUUCAGUAAACGAAGACCUGGUUGUAUUUCAAUACCUUUUCGCAGUAUUCAACUCGCUUCAGGGAUUUUUCAUAUGUUUGUUUCACUGCUUUUUGAACCAACAGGUUAAACAGGGAUAUGAACAUUUUCAAAGACGGAGAAGGGCUAUUCGUUUGAUGGAAUCGAAAUCAUUAAGUAGUUCAGAUUAUCAAACAAGGAAGACCCGUGUUAGCACCGAUCAAACCAGUGAAAAUCGAGGUCGGUCAAAUGAAGAAGAAAUAUUAAAAGGACGAAAUUACGCUUAUACCUUUAAAACUGAUUCCAAAUUCUAUAACCCCACUUUUUCGCAAUAAUUUGAUUAAUAUGCAAAGCAGAAAUGAAAUACUAGAGAAUAUGUAUGUAAUUUUAACCUCUGUGAAGAGGAAUCACGAAAAAUCAGAUUUUUUUUGACAGACAUACAUAUACCCAUACACACAUAACAAAAUGUGACGCCAAUUUAAUCAAACUAUUUUUUUCGAUAAAAUUAUUUAUGUUGUACAUUAAAUCCCAUCAUUCCAUACCAUACAGACACAGUGUACAAAUACCUUGCUACAAUUCAGUAAAAAGUCGACUAGUUCCCUGCUCAUUUUUCUUUUUGGUAAAAUAAGGAACGAUUACUUUCUACAUUUGAGAUUGGGUCUAAACUUUCUUCAACCUGUCAAGAAAUGUCAGGAGAACUGGUCUAGAGCAGUCUGUAGAUCAGUUCUCCUGACCAAUUUAGAGUAGUUAUUGACAGAGGCAGUUUAAUCGUAGAACAGUUUUGGACUCUUCCUACCUAGAACGGAUUCGAACAGUUGUAUCCUUAAACAGAGUCCUGCAGUUGUACCCUAGAACAGUGUCGGACAUUUCUACCCAAGAACAAAUCAUGAUACUUACAUCUCUAGAACAGUUUCAGACAGCUCUAUUUAUCAAUAUAGUUAUUUAUUUAAUAGUUUACUUUAAUGUUAGUUAUUUAAUUAAUCUUAGUAUUUGUUUGACGUUUUUCCUAUUUUAUUUUUUCAUUUAUUAAAAUGUUUUUGAUUUA
Molecule: messenger RNA, 3882 nt
Organism: Mytilus californianus (California mussel)
Lineage: Eukaryota; Metazoa; Mollusca; Bivalvia; Mytilida; Mytilidae
Product: adhesion G protein-coupled receptor B1-like
Exons: 26
Coding region: 47-3172 (1041 amino acids)
Biological process (GO): adenylate cyclase-activating G protein-coupled receptor signaling pathway; cell surface receptor signaling pathway
Cellular component (GO): membrane
Molecular function (GO): G protein-coupled receptor activity
Source: RefSeq, a predicted model, not a curated record